Aureobasidium musti is the source of this 1251-nucleotide messenger RNA. Lineage: Eukaryota; Fungi; Ascomycota; Dothideomycetes; Dothideales; Saccotheciaceae. The record is from the annotation of a GenBank genome assembly.
AUGAAGAUCGAGCUUGCAGCUGCUGCAGCCAUUGCGGCUUCUGGCGUCGUUGCUCAGUCAUCGUCUGCCCCUAUCACCUCUGCUGCAGUCAGCACUUCAACUGCAUCACCAGUCUACGUCACACUGACAAUCGAUGACUGCGAUACUACUGCUCCUCCACAAAUGGUCACCGUGACCAAUGGAGUCACACUUACCUACUGUCCCAAGUGCGAAGAGGCUUCAAUGUCCUCUGCCGCCCAAGUCACUCCUUUCACCACAAUCUGGACAACGACUUAUCUUUCUCUCUGCACAACUGGUACAUCUCCUGGUAUGACACCAGUCGUGUAUACCGUCACAGAAUCAUGUACCGAACCUACUCCCACCUGGACUCCUGGUCCAAGUUACGUUCCUCAAGGCUUCACAACCACUGAAGUCGUCUGCCACCAGUGCGCCGAAACUCCUCAAACCUACACCGUCACACAACCUUGCGAUUGCAAGCCUACUCCUGCUCCUGCACCUGCCAACCCUACUGGCUCUUCAGGAGGCAAUGACGGCAACGGAGGAAAUGGAGGCAACGGCGGCAAUGGUGGUUUUUCUGGUCCUGGUGGCAAUGGAGGCAAUGGCAGUAAUGGCGGAAACGGAGGCAAUGGAGGUGAUGCCGGCCCUGGAGGAAACGGCGGCAAUGGAGGUAAUGGCGGCAAUGGAGGCAAUGGAGGUUCCUCCAGCCCUAGCGGCUCAAGCCCUGGCGGCAAUGGCGGAAACGGAGGUAACGGCGGCAAUGGAGGGAACGGCGGCGAUUCUGGUCCAGGAGGCAACGGAGGAAAUGGAGGCAAUGGUGGAAACGGUGGCAAUGGAGGUGAUGGCAGCCCGGGCACACCUGGAACCUCAGGAAGCUCUCCUCAGCCUGCCAACAACCCCCCUGCUGGCAACGUCGUCACUCAGAUCAGCGAUGGUCAAAUCCAAGCACCUACUGGUAACCCUCAACCAGUCACCCAAAUCUCCGACGGCCAGAUUCAAGCCCCUACUGGCGGUGCUGGACGUCCUGAAGGCCCUGCUACAACUCCUGCUGCUGGCAACAACGGCUCAACCACUGCUACCGUUCCAUGCCCUGGACCUCAAUGCAAGCUCUCGACUGCUGCAUCACCAAGUAGCCCUGCAGCUGCCUCGACCAGCCCAGUUACCUUCACUGGUGCUGCUUCAAGCUUCAGUAUCAGCGGCGUCUUUGCAUCGCUGAUCGCAGUCGCUGCUGCUGGAUUUGCCGUGCUUCUCUAG